AUGCUGCUAGCUGGAAUCCUGGAGGCCCUUGCAGGAAACGCUGGCAAGGCAAGACCAAAAGCACCAUAUAAGAGGAGACGUGAGCAGGAAGUACUUACUCCCGCACAGGAAAAUUCUCGUUUAAGGGAGAAAAAGCCGCAAACACGAUAUAUGUGCACUCCAGCGACGCGGCGCCUUCAUAGCGAGCAGCCCGCGAUUUUCGGAGGGCCUCCCUCGAAAGCCCACGCGGCUGCUCCCGUUUAUUCCCCUAGAACUUCGAAACAAGAACAAUCGAAGAACAAAACAAUGCCUGUUAGAGAGUGUAGGCAUGCCAGAAAUAGCGGGUUUACAUACACACUUCGCGCUGAAGGGGGCCUACAGCAUCCACGUCAGAGAAACCCGCGCACUGCAGCCGAAGUGUUUCACCCGAUUGGAAGGGGGGGCCCCUGGGGGCCCCCCCGCGCCUUCUUCUUACAGCAGAUUCGCCAGACCAACAGUCCCAGCCACUCUAUUCGGCGGCAGCUGCCUUUUCGCUCGGCAAUAGCCUUCACGUGCUCUGCAGCCUCUCCACGAACGCCCCUGCCAGCGGCGGAAGCUGCACCACAGCGGGAAGCAUCGCAGUGUAGCGAGGCAGCACCACUACGCAACAUUGCCAUCGUGGCUCAUGUCGACCAUGGGAAAACAACGCUUGUUGACGCGCUGCUGGCCUUCGCGGCAGAGCAGCAGCAAGGGCAGCAACAGCACAGGAAGCCCACUAUGGAGAGGCAGCUUGACAGGGAGGACCUCGAGCGCGAAAGAGGAAUUACCAUCAGAGCCAAAGUGGCGUCGCUCACUCUCCCUCUUGACGCCUCCAACCGCAGCAACACUAUUGGAAGAAUCAAUAUCAUCGAUACACCGGGUCAUGCAGACUUUGGAGGCGAAGUGGAGCGCGUCAUGCACCUCGCAGACGGCAUCCUUCUGGUUGUAGACGCAAACGAGGGUCCCAAGCCGCAGACGCGUGUGGUCUUGCAGAAGGCACUUCAGGCAGGACUGCGAGCUGUCGUGGCUAUCAACAAGGUGGACAGGUCGACGGCUAAGCCGGAGGAGGUGGCGUCGCGCGUAUUCGACUUAUUCCUGCAGCUCAACGCCUCGGACGACCAAGCGGACUUUGAGGUUGUCUACACGUCAGCGCUGCAACGUCGGAGUGGCGACUCUCCGGGAGCUCUAAGGCCUUCCAUGGAACCCCUCGUCUCUGCUCUUUUCCGCCUCAGUCCGCGUGCCUCACUUCCAGCAGACAACGCGGCUGUGGCGAAAGAAGCAUCAGGCUCAGCAAGCAGCCUGCAGUUUCAGGUAGCACACGUUGAAGAAGACGCCUUUAGGGGUCGCUUGGCCCUCGGAAAACUCCAGGGGGGUGCCCUCCUCCCGGGAACACCCCUUGGCAUCAUCCGAGCGACAGCUCCCGAAGAGCCACCCAAAAAGGUGGUGUCAGUGCCUGGACUGCUGCGGCAAGCUCGUGCAAAGAAAGUGCACGACGCGUGGUGGUGUUCUGUUGCCGCUGUUGCGAGUAUUGCAGCAACAUUCACUGCGGUAUAUCGUUACGAGGGGCUGGAGUUGACGCCUGUCGACCCUGCCCUGCUGCAACGACAACAGCAGCAGCAGCAGAAAGGGGCACCUGGUCCCCUUGACGGGGAUCUGCUGAUUGUGGGAGGCCUCUCGCAGGAGGUUCGGGUGGGCGACUCCCUUGUUGACCUUGCGAACCCGCGUCCUCUAUCCGCCAUCAAGGCCGAAUCCCCUACAGUGUCUGUCUUGCUAUUGCCGAACGGCUCUCCCCUCGCAGGGAAAGACAGCGGUGCCCCCACGACCAUCCUGGGUCUUAGAGACAGGCUCAGGACGCUUAUCCGCAACGACGUCUCAGCAAGGGUCUCAGUCGGCCCCGGAGGCCUCUGCCUGAGCGGCAGAGGCCCCCUGCACCUUGCAGUUCUCAUCGAGAGCCUUAGGCGACAGGGCCUCGAGCUGGCAGUUGCAGCUCCAGACGUUCUUCCCAAGUGGGAUGGCACACAAUGGCUGGAGCCCUAUGAGGAUUUUGAACUGACUGUCGCCGCGGACGGCCUAGGGCCUGCCCUAAGGGAAAUUCAGAAUCGGAAUCGACGGCUUGGGAGUAGCGUCUCGCUUUCCUGGCCGGCUGCCGCAUCCCCUGCAUGUUCAACUGGCCUGUGGUGUCUGCUGCGCAUCUCCAGGCGAGGAACAGUGACUGAGGUCGCGACUGGAGAGUCUUCCUCGUCCAGCAGCAGCGACAGCACCGGUAGCAGCACGCUGUUCUUCCGUGUAGCCACUCGCUUCUCCUUUGGCCUGAAGGCUGCCCUAAUGGAGGCCUCGAAGGGAACAGCGCUGCUGCAUUCGUCCCCCGCGGGCUUUCUGCCUCUCGUUGAAGGGGCCCCCGUUCCGCGAGCGGCUAGGGGCCCUCCUCCUGCGGCUGCUGCAGCAGCGGGAGGAAGCGAGAAAGGCGCUCUAGAUGAGGACGAUGAAAUGGAGAUCCUGCUGCAGCAGCAGCAACAACAGCAGCGCCUGCCCAAGGAGGGCGAGAAGCAACAGGGGCCUGGCCGCAACGUAAUUGCCGUGAAGAGACAUGUGGAGGGAGGAGACAGCCAAGAGAGACACCGCGGCUUCCUGGUGGCAGUAGAGGCCGGCAAUGCAACCGUCAAAGGCAUCUUGCAUGCACAGGAACGCGGGCAGGUAUUUGUGUCUCCUGGAGAUGAGGUCUAUGCCGGCAUGCUUGUUGGUCUACAUAAACGGCCCAAUGACCUCCCUGUGAACAUUUGCAAAGCGAAGAAGCUGACAAACAUGCGGGCAGCUACUAAGGGCAUUUCUGAGGGCAUUGCACCGCCUAUCAAGAUUAAUUUGGAUAGCGCGCUCGACCUCAUUGGACCCGGAGAGGUUGUCGAGGUGACUCCGAAAAACAUUCGUCUUGCACUCCGAUCCGCCAUCCGCGCGUAG
This is a messenger RNA of Cyclospora cayetanensis, 2952 nucleotides long. Its product is annotated as putative elongation factor TypA-like SVR3, chloroplastic. Gene Ontology annotation, cellular component: cytosol; ribonucleoprotein complex. Gene Ontology annotation, molecular function: GTP binding; GTPase activity. Bases 1 to 2952 code for a protein of 983 amino acids. The transcript has 14 exons. NCBI's taxonomy places the organism in Eukaryota, Apicomplexa, Conoidasida, Eucoccidiorida, Eimeriidae. The record is from RefSeq and is a predicted model, not a curated record.